AUGGAAAAAGAUGCAAGAUCAAUCUCGAAAAAAAGAAAACCAGUUGAUAUUUCGGUAGAAAAUCUGCAUUGGAUUUGCAGAAGCAGUUUGCUUAAGCAAAACUAUGGGCGUAUGGAUGAAGCGCAUAUCAUUAACUUUCUCCAGUGCAUAGCAAAAAUGACGAAUGUGGAGACGGAGUUUGAAAAACAUUGGGGAAAAUCGUGCGGAGUUCAUUUUGGCGACGUUCUUUGGAUUUUUCUCGUGGCAACUGGGGAAAAAGUGCUUUUUAGAGAGAUAUACAGGCUGCAAGGCCUUGAUGAGACAGCAGACCAAGAGUUGUUUGACGACAUUGUAUAUGGAAUACACCACGAGCUGCAGUACUUGUAUGGGAUGCUGGCAAGCAAUGCGAUCAACUGGGGAUCCAUGAUGUGCGCAGAGGGGCUGGGGGACUCAGCAUAUUUAAAGGGCAUGACAAGAACGCUUCUGCGGGCCUUCUACAUGAACAAUGAGAUCGUGCAAGACGCGCUUAUGUGCCGACUUGAGGGUGUCAUAGGGAUUCUGAGAAACACCAUUGGAACCCGCGAGAUUCCAAGGCUUCCCGGCAUGUGGAUGCUGUACACGUGCAAAACCAGAGAUGGCAUGCGGUACAUCGACAGGGGGAUUGAGCUGCUGGCCCACCAGAAAGAGCUGGAGCUUCUGCUGGAAAUGCCCCCAGAGAAGCUUGUGCAGAUUAUUCUCUCAACGUGCGACUCCAUGAAGGUGCAGCGAACAGAUCUAAAAAUACUGAUGGGCAUGUAUGUAAGCUGGCGCCAGAUAAUUGCCGCCGAAGGGAAGUUUUGGGGGGCGCUCAAUGUGCAGCAGCUGGAAAAGAUUUUCCCUCUGCUGGCGCCCAACCGUGCGUUUAGGCCCGAAAAGCUGCUAAGGCUGAAAGAAAAAGCCAAAGAGAAAGGUGCGAUUGGCUGCUUUCUGAUGGAGGAAGAUGCACUGGACCUAAUGAAGAACGUGCACGAACCCGUCAUAUAUGAGGUGAAAACCGUACUUUCUGUGAGAAUUGCCAAGAUCAUGCACGAGCUAAAAAUAAUAUGCGAAGACCCGAGCACGCAGUCCACCAGAAAGUUCUUGGCGGAGCUUGAGAGAAGAGAGCCGCCGGUUUUGCAAUUUACAAGCAUUUUUGCGCUGAUCAAAAGCAUUUUUGUGUGCACACUCUAUCGGGUGCGAAUGGCAAAGAAGACCAUAAGACGGUGGUCAAAGAUGCGCAUUCAAGCAACCAAAAAAAUAGCAAGCCAGGUCCAGCAGGCAGUCUACAACUUCUUUUUCAUGGCCAGGUUUUUGCAAAAAUCUCGAAAUACAUACCGCUCGUCAGUCGACCUUGCCAAGAGCGUGGCUGGCGAACAUGCAGAAAGCAUGGCUGUCAAGAGCGCAGCAAUGUAUGGCUCUAUGGCGUGGGAGGCAUUUGAAACCACCGACACGCAUAAAAGAAUCUCCCAAAUGCCUAUAAAUAUCCUGUCCGGGGUUAAGAAGCCGGUGGUUUCCACGGUAAACAACUAUGUGCUGCCUGUACUGUCAGCGGCGGAGUCGGUGCUUUCGCAGAUUGGUGCAGCCAUACCCAUGUAA
Nematocida major is the source of this 1593-nucleotide messenger RNA. RefSeq lists its product as uncharacterized. NCBI's taxonomy places the organism in Eukaryota, Fungi, Microsporidia. The transcript has a single exon. The record is from RefSeq and is a predicted model, not a curated record. The coding region runs from base 1 to 1593 and encodes 530 amino acids.